Messenger RNA from Parastagonospora nodorum SN15, 1110 nucleotides. RefSeq lists its product as hypothetical. Lineage: Eukaryota; Fungi; Ascomycota; Dothideomycetes; Pleosporales; Phaeosphaeriaceae. Bases 1 to 1110 code for a protein of 369 amino acids. The transcript has 2 exons. The record is from RefSeq and is a predicted model, not a curated record.
AUGGCCACUCUGGCUUCAACGUUGGUCGGCACAUUCACUGCGUCCAUGGGCCUGUAUGACCGCGUCUCCGACAAGCGCCAGCAACACAAACAGCGCGCACGUGACGUACAACAAGACGGCGAGAUCAAGCAGCUCAAGGACGAAUUCGAGAAGGCGCAACAAAGGGCCGAGGAUAGACAGAAGGAGAUUGAUCGCUUGAAGAAUGGCGGCGGUGGAGGUAGUGGAGGCGGCCGGGGAAAUGACGAUGUGGGCUUUGUUCUGAGCAGAGACGCAGCCAUGAUUCAGAGAAUGUAUGACGACGGAUUUGGCCGGUAUGGCAGCAGAUUUGCGCAGGGUGAUGCCAUUGCGGAAAACCAGCUCCAAGCCCAGAUCAUCUCCCUCCAGCAAACUGUCAUCAACGUCCUCCAAGACGCUCUCAACAACGACCGACAGCUCACGCGUGCCGAUCAAGCCAAGCUCAUCGCCGCAUCCAACGCCGCCCGCGAAGGCUCCCUAGAUGCCCUACACCAAGCACAACAGCGCAUGUCCUCGGGCAACUCCGUCCGCUCCGCCUCACCGCCGCGAUCAAUAUCAGCACCACCUCGACGCGCUCCAACCGCCAUCAUGGACUCCGGAGACCAACUCUUCUGCCGCUACAGCCUCGACCUGCAAUACGCGCGCGACAAACCGCUGUCCGCAAACUUCGCACCGGGCGGCCCAUGCCAAUGUCCUGCCUGCGGCGUCACCCUCGACGUAACAGCCGACGACUUCUGGAUGAUUGGAAAGCGCACGCCACGCACAAUCAUCGAGCAGGGCUACGAGACAGAAAUCAUGGAGACGCGCGAAUUCAGACUCGGUCAGCGCUUCGCACUCAAGUGUCACACCCCCGACGGCGAGUACGCGUGCAUUAUCUGCAGCAAGGGCCGCGACGUCGACGCGAUAUGCCGGAACGUGGACGCGCUGGUCAAACACGUCGGCACGUUCCAUGAUGCAGAUGAGUUGGUCCGCGAGGUCGAUCUCAGGGAGGUCAAGGUCGAUACGAGGAAGUUGAGCUUGCCGGCCCCGAUGCCGAUGCCGCAUAGUCCACCGGGUAUGAGGCGGGAGGAGCUAGAGUAUGCGGCGUAUCGGUAG